Molecule: messenger RNA, 831 nt
Organism: Meleagris gallopavo (turkey)
Lineage: Eukaryota; Metazoa; Chordata; Aves; Galliformes; Phasianidae
Source: RefSeq, a predicted model, not a curated record
AUGUGGGUGGGGGUCCAUGAGGCCGAGCUCUAUGGGGCCGAGCUCUAUGGGGCCAAAUUCCAUGGGGCUGAGCUCUAUGGGGCUGAGCUCUAUGGUGCCGAACUCCAUGGGGCUGAGCUCUAUGGGGCUGAGCUCUAUGGGGCUGAGCUCUAUGGAGUCAAACUUCAUGGGGCUGAGCUCUAUGGAGCCAAACUUGAUGAUACCAAACUCUAUGGGGCUGAGCUAUAUGGGGCCAAACUCUAUGGGGCUGAGCUCUAUGGGGCCAAAUUCCAUGGGGCUGAGCUCUAUGGUGCCGAACUCCAUGGGGCUGAGCUCUAUGGGGCCAAACUCUAUGGGGCUGAGCUCUAUGGGGCCAAAUUCCAUGCGGCUGAGCUCUAUGGUGCCGAACUCCAUGGGGCUGAGCUCUAUGGGGCUGAGCUCUAUGGGGCUGAGCUCUAUGGAGUCAAACUUCAUGGGGCUGAGCUCUAUGGAGCCAAACUUGAUGAUACCAAACUCUAUGGGGCUGAGCUAUAUGGGGCCAAACUCUAUGGGGCUGAGCUCUAUGGGGCCAAAUUCCAUGGGGCUGAGCUCUAUGGUGCUGAACUCCAUGGGGCUGAACUCAGUGGGGCUGAGCUCUAUGGGGCCAAACUCCAUGGGGCUGAGCUUUAUGGGGCCGAGGUCUAUGGGGCUGAACUCUAUGGCGCCAAACUCUCUGGGGCCGAUCUCUCUGGGGCCGAGCUCUAUGGGGCUGAGCUCUAUGGGGCUGAGCUCUAUGGGGCUGAGCUCUCUGGAGCCAAUCUCUCUGGGGCCGAGCUCUAUGGGGCCGAUCUCUCUAUGGGGCUGAGCUCUAUG